Tigriopus californicus is the source of this 2173-nucleotide messenger RNA. Its product is annotated as mucin-22-like. The record is from RefSeq and is a predicted model, not a curated record. The coding region runs from base 1 to 2124 and encodes 707 amino acids. Lineage: Eukaryota; Metazoa; Arthropoda; Copepoda; Harpacticoida; Harpacticidae. The transcript is spliced from 8 exons. Gene Ontology annotation, molecular function: DNA binding.
AUGACAAGGAGCUCAGAUGAUCGAGCUGAGUUUGUUUGUGAAAACUUCUUGUAUCGACCCCCGUUUUCGGAUGUUCGUCUCGCCUUAAUAAAUUGUUUGUAUGUAAGAAGUUCCAAAUAUCGCGAAAACAUCAACAUUUGCACCAUGUACAGAAUGAAACAGAUUGAUCGACGUUGGUACGGUAGUUUCAUGCAUGAUCCCUUGGAAAUUGAUUGGGACGAAGUUCGCGAUUACUACAAUUCCUUAGGGCUUGGAUCCAUCUACGCAGCUUGCAAGAAAACACAACCAAGGAUCUGUAAGCAUGGCAGCUUUUGGUCUGGAACAACAUAUGGAGUAUGCUCCACCUAUAAAGACUAUAAAGAGAUGGAUGCAGCAAUCUGUUCAUUUUACUCUUGCAUUCAAACACUAACAAAGCGCCAUUGUGACAGUGUUCUCGCUACUACUACCACCACAACCACCACCAAAACAGCAACGACAACGACUGCAACUACACCUAAAACCACAACCACCACUCCUGAAAGUACAGUUUCCUUGACUGAAGAAGAAACCACCACAACGAUGAAAGAAACAACGGUCACUGAGAAGGAGAUCACAACAAUUGAGGAGGAGACUACCACAACUAUGGAAGAAACUAUCACGACAGAGGAGGACGCUACCACGACUAUGGAAGAAAUUACAACGACUGAGGAGGAAACUACCACGAGUGAGGAGGAAACUACUACGACUAUGGAAGAAACUACCACCACUGAAGAGAAGACUACCACAACUAUGGAAGAAACUACCACCACUGAGGGGGAAACUACCACGACUAUGGAAAUAACUACCACCACUGAGGAGGAGACUACCACAACUAUGGAAGAAACUACCACGACAGAGGAGGAGACUACCACAACUAUGGAAGAAACUACAACGACUGAGGAGGAAACUACCACCACUGAGGAGGAGACUACCACAAACAUGGAAGAAACUACCACCACUGAGGAGGCGACCACCACAAUUAUCGAAGAAGCUACCACCCCUGAAGAGGAGACUACCACAACUAUAGAAGAAACUACUACCACUGAGGAGACUACCACUACUAUGGAAGAAACUACAACGACUGAGGAGGAAACUACCACGACUACGGAAGAAACUACCACCACUGAGGAGGAGACUACCACAACUAUAAAAGAAACUACCACCACUGCAGAGGAGACUACCACAACUAUGGAACAAACUACUACUACUGAGGAGGAGACUACCACGACUAAGGAGGAGAUUACCACUACCAUGGAAGAAACUACCACGAAUGAGGAGGAGACCACCACCAUAGCUGCGCUUGUUUUUGAUCCUGAUAUGCCAGCUGGACUAAAAAGUUGCAUUGAGACUCCCUUUGGCAAUGAAGAUGUUAAAUUGAUUUAUGGCAUUGGGAAUGCUUACGGAAACCGCUUGACCCAAGCUGGAUUCGGAAAGGCAGCUGAUGUUCUUGCAAAGUUCGUGGAACUAAAUCUAAACGUGGAUAAAUUUAAGGGAUGGUUGAAGACCACUGCCAGAGUCAAUGCCAAUUUCCAAAGUAAAAUUGCUGAUUGCAUUUCCAAGAAAUGCGAAUUCCUUCCUGCCCAAUGUAGCCCAGAACCUGAGCCCACGACGCCUGAAAUCGAACAAGGCUUCCAAUGUCCUGCUUUGAAUGUCACCUCAGGGAUUGUUCAAACUGUCAGCCAGGCCUAUUGUGGUUGCCGGCAAAAGGACAGUGCAUCAAUGAUGUUCAACGGUGCUAAAGUCGUUGGCUAUGGCCCUUGCACUCGAAGACCCCCACCACUGAAGGAAGACAGCAACCUGUGUGCUCUGAAUGCCUUGGGUUGGAUCAAGCAAAUUACGGCAAAAAUGAACAACAUCUACAUCCAAUUUGAUGAACUGGAAGUUGCUUUUACCGCCCAAGGGCUUGCUCCAGUGUUGGAAAAAUGUCGUCAAGUGUUUGACAAAGAAGCGUAUGCCCAAUUUACGAGAAGACAAGACCCUGAGAUCACGGGUACUUACGACAAACUCUCUGCUUCAAUUGAUGACUUCCUUGACUGUGUUGGAAUGGAAUGUCCAGAUUUCCCUGCUGCAUCUUUGACGACCCAAUCUUGUGAAGGCCUUUGCUAACGUCCGUUUGUUUGUAUUAUUGUCUUAGAAUAAACCAUUGCAAUUACUA